Messenger RNA from Eleginops maclovinus (Patagonian blennie), 3413 nucleotides. Its product is annotated as leucine-rich repeat, immunoglobulin-like domain and transmembrane domain-containing protein 2. The coding region runs from base 88 to 1767 and encodes 559 amino acids. Gene Ontology annotation, molecular function: protein binding. The transcript has 3 exons. The record is from RefSeq and is a predicted model, not a curated record. NCBI's taxonomy places the organism in Eukaryota, Metazoa, Chordata, Actinopteri, Perciformes, Eleginopidae.
CGUCAAUGAAGAUUAAAGUAAUAGGCUUUCUUCCACACAGCCCUUGUCCUGCACUGACAGGCCUAUUUCACAUGCUCCUCUGGGAAUAUGGACAACUUUUGUGUCGCAUUACUUAUCACUUUGGUAUUUUAUCUCAUCACCCCAGGAUCAUCAACUUGUUUGACCGGUUGCUCUUGCACAGAUGACAACUUGGGAAGGUCUUUACUAUGUAUGGAAACCUCCAUGGGACAAAUCCCAGACAACAUCCCUCAUGAUUUCACUAAAAUCCGAAUUGAAAACUGCCACCUGACCGAGUUACCUAGGGGAUCUUUCUCUAAAGUUAGUGCCUUGGAGUUCCUUUGGCUGAAUUUUAAUGAGAUCACCUUGAUGAACAUUAAAAGUCUGGAUGGGCUGGCAAACCUGACUGAGCUCAGGCUACAAGGGAACAAGCUGACUUCAGUAACAUGGACGGCGUUUCAGGACACGCCAAAACUGAAGAUUUUGGACCUGAAGCACAAUCGACUGGAUGUCCUGCCCGAACAUGCUCUAAGACAUUUACCUGCACUGACCUACUUAGAUUUAUCUUUCAAUCAGCUUAGUGUGAUAUCAAAAGAUGUCUUCAUUAAUUGGCCUCUUUACCAAACAGCAGAAAAAACAUGGGGGAAAGAAGGCGUGGUCUCAAAUGUGGUUUUGGCACUGCAUGACAACCCCUGGUUGUGCGAUUGUCGUCUCAAAGGCUUUGUUGAAUUCAUCAGAGCGGUCAGCCCUCCCAUCAUUCUCAUGAACUCUUAUUUGAUGUGCUCGGGCCCUGCCUCCAAAGUUGACAAGUUCUUCCAUGAGAUCCAAUUAAAAACAUGCAUGAAGCCAGUGGCCUCUGCCCCAGAGACUAACAUCACUUUACCUCUCGGAGUAAAUGCAACGCUCACAUGCUUAGUAAAGGCCAGGCCAGGUCCAACCAUUAAGUGGAUGUACAAUCUGAAGAUUAUAAAAGGAUUUGCGGCCACAGAGACCAACACAGAUGAGGAGACCUUCACCUCCGAGCUGGUGAUCCCCUCUCUUCACCUGGCAGACCGAGGACUCUAUACCUGCACUGCCAACAAUUUCAUUGGCAACUCCUCUGUUGGCAUCAUGGUUAAUAUCAGCCCCUUCAACUCGUCUGCUCUCCUCCCUCCACCUGUCCCCAUGGUGUCGUCCGAUGAGAAUUCUUACAUUGACAUCCGCAUUGCCAAGCAGACAGUUUACGGUAUCACCCUCGAGUGGCACGCAAAAACAGACAACCCAGCAGAAACCUGGUUCACCAUCCACUUUGGUAAAUAUGAUUUACCCAAAAAGGAGAUGAUAUAUAUUGGCCCCGGCAUCAACACUUACAGCCUCAAUGACCUGCUUCCUGUCACCAAGUACGAGGUGUGCGUGACCUUAAAGAAUCACCAGCCGAAGGAAGGCCAGUGCAUUGUGUUUGUGACGGGAAGUGACAUCAGUGAGCUGGAGCAAAGAGAGAGGCUCAUCCACAUUAUCGUCAUUGUGUGCGCCAUGGUGCUGGCGGUGCCAGUCGGCAUGUUCGCCUGCACCACGGAGGCCAGGUUCAGCUGCUUUGAUCGCUGCGUGGAUCUGUGGAAGAAGCGCAGGCUGCAUGGAGGAAACCUUCAGGGGACAGAGAGGCAGGGGACCUUUGACAGCCUGCAGGCAGCCAGCGAUGAAGGCCUUUGCAAAGACUCGGAAGAAAAGCCAAAAAAGAGGCGGAAGUCUGAGGACAGGUGCAAAGGAGGAAGUGCAGCUCAGCUCUACUAGAAUCAACAUCUAAUAUACAUAGAUGUGUAUUUGUAAAUAAUCUCAGUGUGCUUCUAAUGUAUAAUUUUGCUUUUUGAGUCACAGGGCAAAGAGGUUUUCCUAAAAAAAAAAUGAUCCUAGAUUCCUUAAAUCUAGGAUCACUUAACAAAGAUUACUGCUGUUGUGAUGGUACUUUAAGAAUUGAUGAGACACUUUAAGAAUUCUUGAAUCGAGAUCAAGGAUAAGCUUGAUGACAUUUUCUUUGAGAUUUUUGAAAAUAUGCAAGGUAUUUGUUUUUGGGAAAGCUCUGCUCUAUUAACAUUAACACAUCAGAGGCACAAUUGGGCUAUUCUAAGUUUACUCAUCCUGUAAAUAUAUAUGUAUAUCUCAAGCUAAUAGCUCAUAGUGGAGAUGCCUUUCUUCCUUGAUGUAAGGAGAGUGUUAAUAUACAUGUACAGAAAGAACUUUGUGAUAAAUUGCAUUUGAUAUUUCUUUAGUUUUUUUCUGGAGUUUUGAUACUGAACAAAAAAAUAUCCUACAUUUAAAACAUGUAAAAAAAAUCAAUAUUGUGUAUAUUCUAACUUCCUCACGUUCAAAUGUAAGUGUUUGUUUUGUCUCAGGAGGUUUCAAUUCAAUUUUCUUUUUACAGAUUAUAGAUUUCAUGUCUUGUAAUGGAAUGAAAUGCUGUUUGGAUUAAAGGGAAGUCAGAGACAAAUGCUGAGACAUACUCAGAUUUUUUAGCACAAUCACUCAGAGGAUUUGUUACAUAAGCUGUGUUUUCCCGUGCAUUUAUACAUACACUCGUAAGCAGAUUAAAGCGAUUUUCUAACUGAAUCCUAGUCAGCAGGACAUGAUAUUUCCAUUUAAUGACAACUCCGAGCUCACUGUGUCUCUCUAUGUCAACUCUAGGGAUAUAGAGGAUACUUUUUUACAUUUCCUGAAUGUGUUUUUAACAAUACUUUACAUUUUCCCAUGUUUUCUGACGUACUAUAAGAUGACUUUUUUCAUGAUAUUUUUUACUUACAAUACUAACCACUUUUUUCACAUUUUCAUUUACUAUACUAUAAUCUUCUCAUGAUAUUUUCAACAUACUAUAUUUAGAUUUUUUAAACAUACUAAAGUUUGAUUUUCUUCAUAUGUUUCUUGUUGAAUUACUAUACUAUAACUAUAGUUCAUAAUAUUUUAAAAAAUACAACAUUAUGACUUUUCGAUAUAGUGUACUAUUACUUUUUUAUACUAUACUAAGACCUUUUACAAAUUAUAUAAUGAUUUUCUUCAACGUACUUCAUACUACUACAUGCUGAGCCCCAGACAGCUCCCUGCUUAAAUAUUACGCAUGUUUGAGAUCUGUUGAUUCUACAUUUUUUGUUUCUACUUUAAAUGAAUAAACACCUAUUAAAAACUAAUAUAGCUUCUGGAUAAAAUGAAGCACAGACCAAAUAAUGUUUACAAUAUUUAUUCAAAAGCAAGACAGUACAAAGACGGAACAAAUACGUUACUUCAAAGGACCAGGCAAGUGUUAUUUAUAGUGACGAUAUAUACUGCUUAUCUCAACCUUUUUAGAUAUUUAAAAGUGAAGAUAUAGUCAGAUACAAUGUAUGGGUAACAGAAAUGAAAUGUAUUUGAUUUGAUUUGCCUACAUUUGAAGGCAUUGAAGAGAAACAUGG